Molecule: messenger RNA, 1488 nt
Organism: Aspergillus melleus
Lineage: Eukaryota; Fungi; Ascomycota; Eurotiomycetes; Eurotiales; Aspergillaceae
Gene: PRB1
Product: S8 family peptidase
Exons: 3
Coding region: 1-1488 (495 amino acids)
Biological process (GO): proteolysis
Molecular function (GO): serine-type endopeptidase activity
Source: RefSeq, a predicted model, not a curated record
AUGAAAGGCUUCCUGAGCCUUUCCCUGCUGCCGCUGCUGACGGCAGCCUCGCCCGUUGCCGUCGACUCCAUCCAUAACGGAGCUGCCCCUAUCCUUUCCUCGAGCAAUGCGAAGGAAGUCCCCGACUCCUACAUUGUCGUCUUCAAGAAGCAUGUCGAUGCUGCUUCGGCUUCGGCUCAUCACAGCUGGGUGCAGGACAUCCACGAGUCUCAAGUCGAGCGGAUUGACCUGAAGAAGCGGUCGCUCUUUGGCUUCGACGACCUCUACCUUGGUCUCAAGAACACAUUUGACAUUGCUGGAUCCCUGGUCGGCUACUCUGGCCACUUCCACGAGGAUGUUAUCGAGCAGGUUCGGAGACAUCCCGACGUCGAGUACAUCGAGAAAGACUCCGAAGUCUUCACCAUGGCUGAGGAAGAACCCGAGGUUGAGAAGAACGCCCCCUGGGGUCUGGCUCGUAUCUCUCACCGUGAUUCUCUCUCCUUCGGCACGUUCAACAAAUACUUGUAUGCGUCGGAGGGCGGUGAGGGUGUCGAUGCCUACACAAUUGACACUGGUAUCAACGUUGACCACGUUGACUUUGAGGGCCGGGCUACUUGGGGCAAGACCAUCCCUACCAACGACGAAGACGCCGAUGGUAACGGUCACGGCACCCACUGCUCGGGAACCAUCGCCGGCAAGAAGUAUGGCGUUGCCAAGAAGGCCAACCUCUAUGCUGUCAAGGUCUUGAGAUCCAGCGGGUCUGGUACCAUGUCCGAUGUUGUUCAGGGUGUCGAGUGGGCUGUUCAGUCCCAUCUCAAGCGGGCUAAGGAUGCCAAGGACGGCAAGGCCAAGGGCUUCAAGGGCAGCGUUGCCAACAUGAGUCUCGGUGGUGGCAAGUCGAAGACCCUCGAGGAUGCCGUCAACGCUGGUGUUGAGGCUGGUCUGCACUUCGCCGUUGCCGCUGGCAAUGACAACGCUGAUGCCUGCAACUACUCCCCGGCUGCCGCCGAGAAUGCCGUGACCGUUGCCGCCUCGACCCUUCAGGACGAGCGUGCCUACUUCUCCAACUACGGAAAGUGCACUGACAUCUUUGCUCCUGGCCUCAACAUUCUCUCCACCUGGAUUGGCAGCAAGCACGCCGUCAACACCAUCUCCGGCACUUCGAUGGCCUCGCCCCACAUUGCCGGUCUUCUGGCGUACUUCGUCUCUCUUCAGCCCUCCAAGGACUCUGCCUUCGCUGUUGACGAGCUCACUCCUGCCAAGCUCAAGAAGGACAUCAUCUCUAUCGCCACCGAGGGCACUCUCACCGAUGUUCCUUCGGAUACCCCCAACCUCCUUGCCUGGAACGGUGGUGGCUCUGCCAACUACUCCCAGAUUGUUGCCGACGGUGGCCACAAGGUGUCGAGCGUCAAGGACCGCUUCGAUGGACUGGUCGACAAGGCCGAGAAGCUUCUCACCGAAGAGCUUGGUGCUAUCUACAGUGAGAUCCAGGAUGCAGUUGUUGCUUAG